This is a messenger RNA of Helianthus annuus (common sunflower), 921 nucleotides long. Its product is annotated as ATP-dependent DNA helicase pif1-like. Bases 1 to 921 code for a protein of 306 amino acids. The record is from RefSeq and is a predicted model, not a curated record. The transcript is spliced from 2 exons. Lineage: Eukaryota; Viridiplantae; Streptophyta; Magnoliopsida; Asterales; Asteraceae.
AUGAUUAUUGAAGACGAAGGUCGGGCGAUUUGUGAGUAUGAUGAGAAUGCAUCUUGGGGGAACACUGUCCCGGUUGAUCCCCCACAACAGGAUUUAAACUCGUUCUCGCUAACAAACGACUUCACGCAUGCAAACCUCCAACAAGAUUUGGUAGAACAUAUUUGGAACAACGUUAACAUGGUGGACGAUCCAUCUGAUCCAAUUGGAAGUUUAAUUGAUUUUGUUUAUCCAUCAAUCUUGGAAAACGUAGACGCCCGUAACUAUUUCAGUGACCGGGCCAUACUUGCACCUAAAAAUGAAGUUGUUCAUGAGAUUAAUGACAGGUUGCUAGCAAUGUUUCCUGGUGAAGAAAAAGAGUAUCUUAGCUCUGACAGUCUUUGUCCGUCUGAAGAUGUAAAUUCUACACAACAAAGACUUUACUCUCCGGAUGUGCUCAAUGGUCUUAAAAUAUCUGGCCUACCAAAUCAUAGGUUAGUCCUUAAAGUUGGUGUUCCAGUGAUGUUAUUAAGAAAUAUUGAUCAACGGAAUGGAUUGUGCAACGGUACAAGGCUACAAGUAAAAAAGCUGCACAACCGUGUAAUAGAAGCGAAGAUAAUAUCUGGUUCAAAUAUUGGUACUUGCACAUAUAUCCCUCGAUUAAACUUGAUACCUUCUGAUAAAAAGAUUCCCUUUUCUUUUCAAAGCAGGCAAUUUCCACUAGCCGUAUGUUUUGCGAUGACCAUCAACAAAAGUCAAGGCCAAUCUCUUUCAAGAGUAGGUUUGUACCUCAAACAACCGGUCUUCUCUCAUGGUCAGUUGUAUGUUGCCUUAUCAAGGGUGAAAACAAGAAAUGGUGUCAAUAUACUCAUACUUGACAACAACGGAAAACCUACGGAUAAAACAACUAAUGUGGUGUACAAAGAGAUAUUCAACGAAUUGUGA